UCAGCCACUCCCUUCUUUAAUAUUAAUUUUUUGUUUUUUGAAGACAACAAGACACCCUCUCUCACCCUCUUUCAGUCUUCUCUUCCAUUCAAAACCGCUAAGAAUGCCUAUUGGAAAGAUAAGCUCUACCGCCGGAAAGGGAGCCGAUUACUCCGCAGGAGCUCAAGGCAUCCAACACGCCACAGGGCAAAGCGGUGGCAAGGCCGAGGCUGGCUAUCAGAAAUCAUCUGCCACUCACUCAUAUGGGGCAGGAGCAGUAAACGAAGAGGCAAAGCUACAGACUCCUAAAGUAAAGGAGAACUUGGGAUACGCCAAGAGCGAGCUUGCCGGGCAGAGCAAUUAUGGCGCCGGUGCUGUUGGCGUAGAACUGGCGACUAACGCUCCGAAGAUAAAGCACGAGGGGCUUGGACAAGUAGACAAGAAGCAAGAAAUGGUUCAUGAUAAGAAGGGCAGUGUGGACAUGGGAGAUGAUGACCAAUAAUGACAGCAACAAAAUGGAACAUUCUCUCCUUACACUCUCUCACACACACAAUAGCUGUACAAUGCUCCUUUUGUUUUUUUCCUGUAUUUGAGUUUCGUUGUAGCUUGUACUGUUUUAGGCAGAUUUUAUAUAAUAAUAGUUUUUCUCUUUAACUAAAUAAUAUUAAGUAUAAACAUUAAA
This is a messenger RNA of Amphimedon queenslandica, 661 nucleotides long. RefSeq lists its product as uncharacterized. The record is from RefSeq and is a predicted model, not a curated record. Lineage: Eukaryota; Metazoa; Porifera; Demospongiae; Haplosclerida; Niphatidae. The transcript is spliced from 2 exons. The coding region runs from base 104 to 481 and encodes 125 amino acids.